AUCAUCCUUUGUUUGGUUUGGUUUGUUUGAGGCGAUGUCAUUGUGUCAGGAGGGAAGCAGAUCUCCAGUGUCUCUUUACUCUGAGAAGGAAACUAACAUUCAUCUCCACACAACUUGCAUCAAGAUGAUGUUAUCAGUGCUUUUACUUUCCUUUAUGUUUUCUCUGACAGCAGCUACAGAAGUGGGUCUUAGUGGCAAAGUCCUGCUGUUCCCAUACGAGACAGAUUUCAGUUUUGUUAAACUGACCCCUAAGAAACCUCUCGCGCUUACAGCGUUCACCCUCUGCAUGCGCAUCGCGACAGAGCUGGAGGGCGAGCGUCAGAUCAUCCUGUUUGCGUACCGCACACCCGAUUAUGACGAGCUGAACGUGUGGAGAGAGAAAGACGGGCGCGUGUCCUUCUAUCUCAGCGGUGAUGGGGCGUUUUUCCACCUGCCUCCUCUCUCCACCUUCCGGGCACACCUGUGCCUCACCUGGUCCUCGCGCAGUGGGCUUACCGCCUUUUGGGUGGACGGGAGGCGCACCGCGUUCCAGCUGUACAAAGCGGGUCACAGCAUCCGUCCGCGCGGCACCGCGCUUCUCGGUCAGGACGCGGACAAAUAUCUCGGCGACUUUGAGACUGUGCAGAGUUUUGCUGGUGAGCUCACGGAUCUGAACAUGUGGGAUUACGUCCUCACUGGGAGUCAGAUUAAAGCCCUGUAUUUUAACCACGCCCAGCGCGUGCCCAUCGGAAACGUGUUUGAUUGGAGCACCAUUGAAUAUGAGAUUCAUGGAAAUGUGUUGGUGGUGCAAGAUGAAUAAAUCACAGUGGAUCUCAACCUUAUUGACUUCAAGGCCCCUUCAUUGUCCACAAUAAUAUUUGAAGCACUCACUCACAAUUCCUUGAGAAAUAUUAUUUUAGCUUAUUUUAAUGCAUAUUUUGAAUCAUUUUAAGUAAUCUUGAAGUUUGGCCCAUUGGUUGAGACACACUGGUAUUACACACACAAAAAAAGUAGAAAAGCUGUCACUGUGGCAGUACCUUUUAAAUAAUAUACCUUUGUGCAUAUUAUACCAUGGAGGUACAUAUACCCAAAUGUACCCAAAUGGUUCAUAUUAGGACCCUUUAAAGGGUACCGCCCCAUUGACAGCUUUUAUAUCCUUUUGAAAACAUACAACAAUGUGCAGUUAGUAUAAACAAACAUUUAAAAAAAUUAAACAUAUUGUUUAUAGUAAGAGCAUGUUGGCUAAUGCAUUCGUUCACUGUUAUGCAAUUCAAUGAAUGAAUUAUUAUUGUGAAGUUUUAACAAGCCGCUUUUAACUGCACUUGAGCUGAACUAACCAAAUAGCUAAACAUUGUUUGAGGUAAUGCAGCUUUUCUAAAACUGAAAUUAUCACCAGUUAAUACACUAUAAAAGUAAUAGCAAUAAUAGCAAAUAGAUUUGAAAAAGAAGUGUUACCAUUAGGAUACAUGGAGAUAUCCAGGAGAUGAAGUUCCUCAAAAGUUUGUACUGCUGAUGUUAAUCCCCCAAAAUCCAUUGCAAACUCUGAUUUAACAUUUUCUUAUGUUGAUUGUCAUGUUUCAUCUGAAAAUACAACAUAUUACAAUGUAAACAAGCAUGAUGCUUGCAUUAUUUCAACAACAUAUAACAAUAUUGAACAUUUUUGUCAUGAUUUAAAAAAUUAAGGGGAAAUAUGGAAUGUACAGUAGACCUAACAAUUUAUCAGCAUUUUAUUAAAAUAUGUAUAUGAGUAUAUUAUGUUGAAAGUGUUAAGUUACUCAUGGUUAAGACUGCAUUGUCUGAAUGUGACCACAAGAUGGCAGCACUAACCUAAAAUACUUAAGAUGCACUUUCAUGUAUUAAAACAGGAUCAAAACAGUG
Molecule: messenger RNA, 1857 nt
Organism: Paramisgurnus dabryanus
Lineage: Eukaryota; Metazoa; Chordata; Actinopteri; Cypriniformes; Cobitidae
Product: C-reactive protein
Source: RefSeq, a predicted model, not a curated record